UCAGAAGCAACUGCCGCCGCCGCCGCCGCCGCCUCUUUCAUCUCUUCUGGGGCAGGGGCCAGGGCCAGGUUUUACACAUCAGUAAGUAGACCUCUUUGGAGUUCUGCCAACCAACUCAAUGGCGUCCUCUACUGCUGUGCCUCUGGGAUUUCACUAUGAAACAAAGUAUGUUGUUCUCAGCUACUUGGGACUCCUCUCUCACGAGAAGCUGCAGGAGCAACAUCUUUCCUCACCCCAAGGGCUUCAACCAGAUACAUCUUCACAGUCUCCAGAUCAAGAAGUUCUAUUAAAAGUUAAAACUGAAAUUGAAGAAGAGUUGAAAUCUUUGGACAAAGAAAUUUCUGAAGCCUUCACCAGCACAGGCUUUGACCGCCAUACUUCCCCAGUGUUCAGCCCUGCUAAUCCAGAAAGCUCAAUAGAAGACUGCUUGGCCCAUCUUGGAGAAAAAGUGUCCCAGGAACUGAAGGAGCCUCUGCAUAAAGCAUUGCAAAUGCUCCUCAGCCAGCCAGUGACAUAUCAGGCAUAUCGGGAAUGUACACUGGAGACUACAGUUCAUGCCAGCGGCUGGAAUAAGAUUCUGGUGCCUCUGGUUUUGUUACGACAAAUGCUUUUGGAGUUGACACGACGUGGACAAGAACCCUUGAGUGCACUGUUACAGUUUGGUGUGACUUACCUGGAGGACCAUGCAGCAGAUUACAUCAUUCAGCAAGGCGGCUGGGGCACUGUUUUUAAUCUGGAGUCAGAAGAAGAGGAAUACCCGGGAGUCAUCGCAGAAGAUAGCAAUGACAUUUACAUCCUGCCCAGUGACAACUCUGGACAAGUCAGUCCUCCAGAGUCUCCAACUGUGACCACUUCUUGGCAGUCAGAGAGCUUACCUGUCUCACUGUCAGCCAGCCAGAGUUGGCACACAGAAAGCCUACCAGUGUCCCUAGGUCCUGAGUCCUGGCAGCAGAUUGCAAUGGAUCCGGAAGAAGUCAAGAGCUUAGAUAGCAAUGGAGCUGGAGAGAAGAGUGAGAACAACUCUUCUAAUUCUGACAUCGUGCAUGUAGAGAAGGAAGAAAUCCCUGAGGGUGUGGAAGAGGCCGCUGUGGCUUCUGCAGGCCUGCUGGCCGGAGAGCUACAAGAAGUGUCCUCUGAAACCCCAGCUCCUUUGCUUCCACAUAUCACUGCCACUUCCCUGCUGGAGACAAGGGAACCUGGCACAGAAAUGAUUGCAGUGGAGAAAACCAGCCCUGCUACAUCUUUAUUUGUAGAGCUCGACGAAGAAGUGAAAGCAGCAACGAUGGAACCUGGUAAACUGGAGAAGGCCGCGGCCCCUGCCCUGGAGCCCACAGAAACCCUGCUGAGCCAAGGGGAGAGAAUUGUCAGGAAAGAGAGGCCGACAGAAGAGUCUUCCCUGGCUGGAGGAGAGAAGGCCGGCCCGUUGUCUGAGGGCAAGUCUAUACUGCUGUUUGGAGGGGCUGCUGCUGUUGCCAUCAUAGCAGUGGCAGUUGGGAUAACCCUGGUUCUGAGAAAGAAAUAG
Molecule: messenger RNA, 1522 nt
Organism: Orycteropus afer afer
Lineage: Eukaryota; Metazoa; Chordata; Mammalia; Tubulidentata; Orycteropodidae
Gene: BCL2L13
Product: BCL2 like 13
Biological process (GO): regulation of apoptotic process; apoptotic process
Cellular component (GO): mitochondrion
Source: RefSeq, a predicted model, not a curated record